Gasterosteus aculeatus aculeatus (three-spined stickleback) is the source of this 2823-nucleotide messenger RNA. Its product is annotated as LHFPL tetraspan subfamily member 3 protein. Gene Ontology annotation, cellular component: plasma membrane. Gene Ontology annotation, biological process: sensory perception of sound. The record is from RefSeq and is a predicted model, not a curated record. Lineage: Eukaryota; Metazoa; Chordata; Actinopteri; Perciformes; Gasterosteidae.
UUUGACAGAAAUACCCCACUUUUUUUUUUACUCUUCCUCAAAUCGUCUUAAUAGAUGAUUUGUCAAUUCGUCGUCGUCGUUGUUGUUGUUGUUGACGCACUCGCGCGGAUAGAUACUCGCCCCUCACCGCCCCUCCCUCCCUCUCUGCUAGCAGCCCGGAUGGUGCUGUCAUUAACCAGAGAAUAAAUUCCCCUUUAACGGUGGUAUUUGUGUGUUAAUGGUUAUUAUGGUUGAUUUUAUAAGCACAUAAGGUCACACAUGAAACAUCUGUUGUUCUGUGGUCCGCGGGCGACACAGUGCGGCAGCGAUGCGCACGGUGUGACGGCUAGACGGAUCCAGAGGAGGAGUGUGGGGGGGGGGGGGGGUUGGUGGGGGCUCGUUCUCUGCCGCUGUGUUCGUCGACUUUUCGCAGAGUUGUCGGUCACAUUCAGGGGUGUUGCGAGUGCUCCGCUUUGGGCUCCCUGCUUCCCCUUUUCCCACCGCCUUUUUGUGGGAUGCGACGUCACUGAGUCGGUCUCAGCCUGACGGACGUCGCCGUGUUGUAGCCGCACGGGCACAGUCUCUCUCCGCGCUCUCGCUUUAUUUAUUUAUUUUUCUGGACGGAUGAUUCUGUGAAAACGGUCCGUGCGAUACAUGCCAAGUCGUCGCUCUGCGCUCGGACGGAUCGCGACGCUCGUUUAAGCCCUCGGGUUUCCCCGUAAAAUGAUCCCUGGAUCCGCCGCAUCAAUGCUACCGUCUGCAGAAGCCGCGAAACUGUACCAAACCAAUUACGUCCGCAACUCGCGGGUCAUCGGACUUCUAUGGGCCAUUUUCACUAUCCUGUUCGGCAUCGUUAACGUCACCAUCUUCUCUCAGCCCUACUGGAUCGGGGAUGGGAUGGACACGCCGCAGGCCGGCUACUUCGGCCUCUUCCACUACUGCGUCGGGGACGGCAUCGCCAGGGAACUGGCCUGCCAGGGUACCUUCACCGAGUUCGCCGCUAUCCCCUCCACUGCGUUCAAGGCCGCCUCCUUCUUCGUCGGAAUGUCCAUGAUGCUGGUGUGGGCCUGCAUUGGCUGCUUCAGCCUCUUCUUCCUCCUCAGCACCUCCACCGUGUACAAGAUCUGCGGUUGGAUGCAGGCGUUGUCGGGUGUCUGUCUGGUGCUGGGUUGCAUGAUCUAUCCUGAUGGUUGGGACAGUGACGAGAUUCGGCGGAUGUGCGGAGAGCAGACAGACAAGUACAGCCUGGGAGCCUGCUCAGUGCGUUGGGCCUACAUCUUGGCUAUUAUGGGCAUCCUGGACGCUCUCAUCCUGUCCUUCCUGGCCUUCGUCCUGGGGAACCGGCAGGACGGCCUCAUGACCGAAGAGCUGCUGGCUGAGAGCAAGGAGGGAGGCAACGCCUAACCAAAUCUUCUAGGUUCCUAAAUUUCUGUUUUCAUGAAGUACCAGUCAACCCCUCAACAUCAGUUUGGAGGAGGGAGGCCAUCCCGGUCUGUGGAGGAGAGGAUUACUUUGGAAACAGCCAGGCUGCCUUUCACAAUUUCCUGCCAGUAACCCCAGUGUAGCUUGCCAUGAAAGCCCAUACAUUUUGCUUGCAGUCCCUAAAUCAUCCCCAGCGUUUAGAUGGAGCCCAAUUCACUUUUAUCCCAAUCUGUCUGCAGACGUAACCCUUCGGUAACAUUGAUUACACCAUGGCAUGGGCAGAGACUGUUAUUUUGUUGGGAAAUGUAUGGACUACCCACUACCUACCCGAGAAGGCACAGGGUUUACAUGGUACACCUGCAAUAUAUGAGCACAGACACAAACACACGCCGACAACUCACUCAUAUGCACAAACACGACUCAACACGCGCACAGUACAUUCAAACCAAACAUCAGCAUACUCUGUAAUUAAAGUAUUAAACUAUGUUAACACUUAGCCGUGUGUACCACCGUCAGAACGUGUGUCAUGUUUUAUUUGUGAAAAGAAGAAACUGCUCACUUUUAGAUAAUAUCGUUGACGUAAAUCUGUUGUGUUUCAUAUGUGGAGUUUGACAAUGAAAUGACAGUCUUAGUUUUUUUCUUUGCUCAAACACCCCUUUGUUUCUCUUCAACUACUAGAAGGAAAAAUAUAUAUUUAAGAUAUUUUAUAAGAAUAUUGUCAUCCAAAAGAGAAGAAAAUCUUGUAUUUAAAAGGAGUUUAAAAGUAUGUACAGUGAAUAUUAAAGAGGAAUUUUAAGAGUUCCAUGCAAUGCCCUGCUAGCUAAGUUUGCACAGCGCUUCAGUUUGAGAAGAAAUAUAAUAUUUUAUAGUCUGUGGUAUCUACACUGUGACGGAGGCUAUUAGGACUGUGUGCUGCAGGACUUGUAUGCUGCUGUGUGAGGGUACCUCUGUGUGUGCAUGAGUGUAUGUAUGUGAGAGAGAGAGCAAGCAAGGAGGUCUGUUGACAUGUCUGAGUGAGUGUAAGUGCAUGCACAUCUGUGAGUGUUGGUGUGCAACAGUUGGCUUAAAGAACCAAUACGCCAGGCCGACACACAACGGUCCUGCUGGUUAGCUGUCUGCCUCUCCCUUUUUGUCUAGUUCUCUCUUUCUGUUUUUCUCUCGUUGACUUUUGACUCCCUUUCUUGCUUUGUUUUGUUGGGACUUACAGGGUAACAUGAUGGAGUAUUAUGUAUAAUGACUGGUGUGGCCGAGGAGUGAAUUCCUCUGGUGUUGGGCUAGUAAAGCCUGUCCCAGCAUCACCUGUGGAUAUGUUCCUAUGUAAAUAGAUAAUCUAUAGAUACCAAAAAAUGAGGUUCACUUAGACCAAUUCAUGAGUUUCCUUUAAGAAUAUAUUAACACUUAAUAAAGGUUUUCACUGUAAAA